Cryptotermes secundus is the source of this 3494-nucleotide messenger RNA. RefSeq names its product laccase (gene stw). Bases 39 to 1607 code for a protein of 522 amino acids. The transcript is spliced from 8 exons. Gene Ontology annotation, cellular component: plasma membrane. Lineage: Eukaryota; Metazoa; Arthropoda; Insecta; Blattodea; Kalotermitidae. Gene Ontology annotation, molecular function: copper ion binding; oxidoreductase activity. The record is from RefSeq and is a predicted model, not a curated record. Gene Ontology annotation, biological process: iron ion transport.
GUGAAGGCGACAAGGUGGUCAUCGAUGUUCUGAACGCUAUGGAGGGACUGGAGGUCACCAUCCAUUGGCACGGUAUCUGGCAGAGAGGAACCCAGUACUCAGACGGCGUUCCCUUCGUCACGCAGUGCCCUAUCCAACAAGGGAACACAUUCAGAUACCAGUGGGUAGCCGGCAAUGCCGGUACACACUUCUAUCACGCCCACACCGGUCUGCAGAAGCUCGACGGACUGUACGGUAGCAUUGUGGUGCGGCAAGCUCCAUCCCAGGACCCCAACAGCCAUCUGUACGACUUCGACCUGACAACCCACGUGAUUCUAAUCAGCGACUGGAUGCAUGAGGAUGCUCUGGAGAGGUACCCAGGCAGACUGGCCGUGAACCCAGGCCAGGACCCUGACGCCGCGCUCAUCAAUGGCAAGGGGCAGUUCAUGGACCCCAACACUGGUUUUGUGACUAACACUCCUCUGGAAGUGUUCACAAUGACCCCCGGCAAGAGGUAUAGAUUCCGUCUCAUCAAUUCAUUUGGCACAGUGUGUCCAGCCCAGUUCAGUGUGGAGGGACACGUCCUGACCCUCAUUGCGACAGACGGAGAGCCUGUCCAACCCGUCAACGUAAACACCAUCAUCUCUUUCUCUGGAGAACGUUAUGACUUCGUUAUCACAGCCGAUCAGCAGGUGGGAGCUUACUGGAUCCAGGUGCGCGGUCUGGGGGAGUGCGGUGCGAAGAGGGCCAUGCAGCUCGCCGUGCUGAGAUAUGCCAGGGGCCCAUACCAGCCCUCCAGCCAGCAGCCCACUUAUGAUGUGGGACUCCCUCAAGGCGUGGUUCUGAACCCGCUGGAUGCUGUAUGCAACAGAAGAAGAACCGACGCCAUAUGCAUCAACCAGCUGAAGAACGCUAGGCACAUUGACGAGGGUCUACUCCAGGAGCGUCCCGACGUCAAGAUUUUCCUCCCUUUCCGCUUCCUGUUCUACAGACCGGAGGAACUUUUCCAGCCGCAUUCAUACAACCGAUUCUUGGUUGCCCCCACCGGUGAUCACGUGAUCAGUCUUGUCGAUGAGAUUUCCUUCGUUUUCCCUCCGGCUCCGCCCCUCUCUCAGAUCGACGACAUCCCUCCGGAACAAUUCUGUAAUGGCGACAACAGACCUCCAGACUGUGGCGCCAACUGCAUGUGUACACACAAGGUGGACAUCCCGCUUAACGCCGUUGUGGAGGUCGUCUUAGUUGACGAAGUUCAGCAGCCAAACCUGAGUCAUCCCUUCCAUCUGCACGGGUACGCUUUCAAUGUUAUCGGUAUGGGACGGUCCCCAGACAGGAAUGUGAAGAAGAUUAACUUGAAGCAUGCCCUGGAUCUGGACAGGAGAGGUCUCCUCAACAGAGAGUUCAAUCUACCUCCCGGAAAGGACACGAUCGCUGUCCCCAACAAUGGCUAUGUCGUCUUCCGAUUCCGCGCUGAUAACCCUGGAUACUGGUUGUUCCACUGUCACUUCCUGUUCCACAUCGUCAUAGGCAUGAACACCGUCAUUCACGUUGGAACUCAUGCAGACCUGCCACCUGUGCCACAUAAUUUCCCCAGAUGUGGCGACUUCUUGCCCCCGAUUAGCUUACACUGAUAAUAAGUCAUGUUAAGUACAAGAGCACAAGGGCCGUGUUAUGGAUUAAAGUUUCGACAUAUUCCAUAUGUCUAUUUGCAGUAAAGUGUACCCAAAAUUUCUUGGCAUCUAUUAGGUACUAUGUUAGUUUUUUAAGAUCUUCAAACUGGAGUGAAGAAUUGUUUAUGUACUUCGUAACUAUACUUCUUUAACAUGCCAAGAUGUUUUGGCAUGUAUUUGAUACUGCGAUAGGUAUGUAGUUCUUGACACAAUCAAAUGAUGUUCAUCUGAUGCUCUUUCCCAACUCUGUCUGUCAAAAAAAUUCAAAUGCUCUUUUGAAAAGAGUGAUUACAGAAGACAGAGCAACAAUAUUUCCCGAGAAAAACUGGACGACACAAAAUAUUUGUCAAGUCAGUGCCUUUUCAGGUUAAUUUUUUUUUAACAUCAAACAAAUCCCGACAUUUAUUUCAUCUCAUUUAACAUACGCAUUCUAAACUGUCAUCACUCAUCAUCAAUCAUUUGUAAUAACCUGAACAAUUAAGAGGAGAGCCCAAAGAAUUCGCCAUCAUUUCGUUACAUUAGCAGGUUCGCCUCUAACGAUAUUGUGUCUUCGUUCUGUUUCUAAAUGUUAUCUGUUAGAAUGGGCACCAAAUGCUUUAUGGGGACAAGUCCUAUUACCACCAUAAAGCUCAUGGAAUCCUCAUUCCACUCAAAAGUAAUUCUUAUACUUUUCAGUGGAAUGGCAGGAACACUGUGUUAGUACUGAAUGUUCGAAGACAAGCGAUGUUUCUUUUAAUAUCUCAAGUAUUAAUAUUUAUUGAACCCUAAGGAUGAGUACUUUGCAACUGAAAUAUUUAUAUGUACUUAUUUAGAGUAUGGAGUGGAAUUAUCUUCAUGCACAAGUCACUGUAAGUAUGGUUUCUCUGGGGAGAAGAAUAAAGAAGGGCUCUACAUUGGGUUCGAAGUGCUAGUGAGCAUCUUUGUAGCCCCCCCCCCCCACCCCGAAUGGUACUGUUGUAAACUCUAUUGACUCUUAGUUUUAAUUUUAAUAGACAACCUUUUAAUUUACAUAGGCGCAAUCCAGAAAUUCCUUCAGACUUUUCAUUUAUUUCAGUUGCACUGAACAAACAUCAAAUACACUAUUAGAAUAAAAUGUAUUCUGUCUCUACGUUCCAUUGUAAGAGCAGUCACAUCAACCCAGUGUUGUAACUUCGUAAACAAGUUGUGUUGUGCAUUGCUAAGUCUGUAAAUAUAGUUUGUAUAUUUGUGUGUUCUCUUUGAAGUAGAAUAUUAUAUAAAAAUUACUUUAAGAAUUAUGUAUUUUUGUUUUUAGUUAAAAAUUAAAAACUUUAUAUAAAAUAUACUUGGUCACUACAGAAUAUGCUCUCCAGUCUAAGAAUAUGACAAGUGGAAUAAUUCAGUUCAUUUGUGAUACAAUAUUAUGUUGAUACUGGUAGAAUUUGGUUAGCAGGUUAACUGCUAGAAGGCAGAGAACUGUAAUCAAAUACAAUAUUUGUUCAAACUUUCCUUGACUGUCAUCUGCAAUCACUCAUUUUGGUGACUGGAGUAUGCACUGUGUGUACUGACCACAAAUGAAAUAAUGUUACAUGUUAACCAUUCCAAAAGGUAAACUUUCCGGAAUUAUCAUAAAAUUUUCAUAGAAAAAACUCAUGAUGUGAAACUAGUCUCAACAAGUGAGUUGGUGUCUUCGUCUUCUUCAAUAUUCCUGUAUUGUCUUUUUUUAAUAUUUCUCAAGUGUUACAUAAUAUCUAUUAAAAUUAUCACCAGACUUUGCAAUUAUGACACAACCUGCUCUAUUUGUUACAGAUGUUGCAUUCACUUCAACAAAUCAUUAAUAUGAUGAUUUUACCGAAUGUAACCUCAUAGUUUGUAUGGUUGGUGAUAAAA